This is a messenger RNA of Effrenium voratum, 1770 nucleotides long. NCBI's taxonomy places the organism in Eukaryota, Dinophyceae, Suessiales, Symbiodiniaceae. The record is from the annotation of a GenBank genome assembly.
GCCAUGGCCGGCCGCAAGCGACGCCUCAGUCAUGAGGAGGAGGAAAAUUUCGGUCGCUGUCUGUCACUGCCUGGCUGCUCGGAUAACACAGCGCGGGCGAUCUGGAAUAUCGCUGGAGAGCUCAGGGAGGAUGGAGCUGCGGCGUCGCGCUCGAGUGCGUUCACGACUCGCACUGACUUGACCGCGGACGCCCUGGCUUGCUAUGAGCGGCACGAGCUGGCGGGAGAGUCUGGCAAGCCCGUCCCGAUUCUCAUCGGGGUCCUGGCGAAACUACUCCGCUACGCCGCGCGCGGGUCUCCGCCUUGGGCGACCGUCUUGGACCGCGUGUUCAAGCGGGACAAGGGCCGGAGGCUGUCCUGCGUGCUUUAUCACGACGAGCUCAUAUGCGGAAACGUCUUGGCUGUGAGGAAAGUCAAAAAAAUCUGCAUGAUAUACCUCUCAUUCCGUGAGCUGUAUGCAUCACUGAGCAAGGAAGACGCGUGGUUAACUGUAGCUGCAGUUCAGGCCAGCGUGAUCGACCGCAUCGCUGGCGGCAUGACUCGCUUGAUGACUGCGGUCGUGAAGUCUGUGCAUGCGAAGUCGCACGAGUCCGGCUUCGUGCUGGAGCUGCCAUCCGGCCCGACCUGGGUCAGGAUCCGGCCGGUGUCAUUGUUUUUAUCUGAUCAGGAAGCCCAGAGGGCUACCUGGUCAACCAAGGGAUCCGCAGGCCUGAAGCCUUGCCUCUUCUGCUUAAACGUCUUGAACAAAGGGCAGGCGGCGGCGUCUCCGUUCCAGACAAUCGACGCCCAUGAUGUUGCGCUCUUCCAGAGGUACUCCGACGAGCAGUACUUCUUGGCCGCCGAGGAGCUGGCUGAAACCGCUAGCAAGACUCGCAGAAAAGAAAGGGAGACGCUGCUGGGCGUCACCCACGUGCAAGGGAGCCUUCUCUUGGAUCCCGCGGCCCGCGGGCAUCUUCCUCCCAGCUCAGCCUGCAACGACGUGCUGCACAAUUACUUCUGUAACGGCAUUAUGACACUCGAGACUUUCCGUGACAUGGCCUGCGCGGCCGACUGGCGCCGACCUGGCCGCGGCCACUCAAGCGCCAGCGCCGAGCUGCGGCGUCUGCUGGACCGGAAGAUGUUCGACGCGGAGCUUUAUAAAGGCCAAGGCCACGAGACCGCAAGGGUGGUGCACGUCUGCCACUACUAUGUGGCGCAGAGCCUGGUCCGCUCGGGCAAGCACGCCAAGGCGACCGAGUCCUUUGCACGUUUGAGGGACGCAUGCGCUGCGCUUCGCGUCCUCAAGCACCGCCCGACCCCAAUUCAGGAUCGGGCAGCGGUGCGCGACUUGGAGCUGGCGCAAGCCCGGCAUCAGGCCGCGUACGUCCAAGCGUACGGGCCUUCGGCUGUUAAGCCGAAGCACCACCACAGGCUGCACUUGCCGGAGUCGGCUCUUAAGCUCGGCUGGCUGCCUUCGACUGAGGCGCAUGAGUCCAAGCAUCGCGUGGUCAAGGGCGGCAUGCUUGACCAUCAGAAGGCGGCGCCGCCGGAGCUGAGGCACCGCCUGGGGGACGAUUCCUUGCGCGUGUUCACGGAGAUGAAACUGAUCCGCCAACACAUCACAACUGCUGACGUGCUCCUCUGGCCCUCGCAAGGCGCCACUCUGACCACGUGCGGCUCCGUCUGGCGGCACACUGGGCGCGAGAUCUUAACGCGGCCCAGCGUGGACGCCCCCUCUACAAUUCCGGCUAUGUGGACCACGUGCGACCAGGAUUUGAUCUGCCUGCACUAG